This is a messenger RNA of Dermatophagoides pteronyssinus (European house dust mite), 651 nucleotides long. RefSeq lists its product as uncharacterized. Gene Ontology annotation, biological process: extracellular matrix organization. Gene Ontology annotation, molecular function: extracellular matrix structural constituent conferring tensile strength. The record is from RefSeq and is a predicted model, not a curated record. Lineage: Eukaryota; Metazoa; Arthropoda; Arachnida; Sarcoptiformes; Pyroglyphidae. Gene Ontology annotation, cellular component: collagen type IX trimer.
UUUUUCUGUCAUUUAAAAAUUUUGGCCAACGGAAAGUGAUACAACUUCUUUGUUCGUUCGGGAAAUACUGGUGAUUUAGGACCACCAGGAAUGAUGGGUCCACCCGGUUUACCCGGUCCACCUGGUAAAGCUGGUCAAAAAGGUGAUAAAGGUGAUCGUGGUGAUGGUAUUGCCGGCGCUAAUAUGGCUAAAAUGAGUUUUAUGAAAUCGCCUGAUUAUGAAGCAUUUGCUGAUCGUUCUGAAUUACCAUAUGUUCCUGGUCCACCGGGUCCGCCUGGACCACCUGGACCACGUGGACCACCAGGUCUUAAAGGAGAUUCAGGCCAAAAAGGAGAAUCAGGUGAUAAAGGUGAAAAUGGAUCAAUGGGUUUACCUGGACCACCAGGUCCAAAAGGAGAAUCAGCUACAAUUAAUCCAUUGAAUCCAACAGCACAGGCACGUCGUGCACGACAUCAAACACAUCAUAAUAAUCAUCGUUAUAAUUUCAACCAAAAUCAUCACAGCAACAAUCGUCGAACAAUUGCCUUUGAACAAUGAUGAUGAUGAACCAAAUGAUGGCCAAAAUUCAUUUCUAUUCAUUCAUUUCGUUCAAGCAAGCAAGCAAACAAACAAAAAUGAAAAUAGCAAACCUUUGAAUCAAAACCAAAAACC